Messenger RNA from Cariama cristata (Red-legged seriema), 1676 nucleotides. It is a transcript of the gene AP1M1, whose product is annotated as adaptor-related protein complex 1, mu 1 subunit. The annotation marks the transcript as partial. Gene Ontology annotation, molecular function: clathrin-cargo adaptor activity. Gene Ontology annotation, cellular component: clathrin adaptor complex; clathrin-coated vesicle. Lineage: Eukaryota; Metazoa; Chordata; Aves; Cariamiformes; Cariamidae. The record is from RefSeq and is a predicted model, not a curated record. The transcript is spliced from 11 exons. Gene Ontology annotation, biological process: vesicle-mediated transport; intracellular protein transport.
GUUCUCAUCUGUCGGAAUUACCGUGGAGAUGUGGACAUGUCAGAGGUGGAGCAUUUUAUGCCAAUCCUUAUGGAAAAGGAAGAAGAGGGGACGCUUUCUCCUAUUCUAGCACAUGGAGGAGUUCGUUUUAUGUGGAUUAAACAUAACAACCUGUAUCUUGUUGCAACUUCUAAGAAAAAUGCUUGUGUAUCACUGGUGUUUUCAUUUUUAUAUAAAGUAGUUCAGGUUUUUUCUGAAUAUUUCAAGGAGUUGGAAGAAGAGAGCAUUAGGGAUAAUUUUGUUAUUAUUUAUGAGUUGUUAGAUGAGCUUAUGGAUUUUGGUUAUCCGCAAACCACUGAUAGUAAAAUUUUACAAGAAUACAUCACUCAGGAAGGUCACAAACUUGAAACUGGAGCUCCACGUCCACCUGCCACUGUUACGAAUGCUGUUUCAUGGAGAUCAGAAGGGAUAAAAUACAGGAAAAAUGAAGUGUUCCUGGAUGUUAUAGAGUCUGUUAACCUUUUGGUCAGUGCCAACGGAAACGUAUUACGGAGUGAGAUAGUUGGAUCCAUUAAAAUGCGAGUCUUUCUCUCGGGAAUGCCAGAGCUGCGCCUUGGUUUAAAUGACAAAGUUCUCUUUGAUAAUACAGGCCGUGGCAAAAGUAAAUCGGUAGAACUGGAAGAUGUAAAGUUUCACCAGUGUGUUCGUCUCUCUCGCUUUGAAAACGACAGGACAAUUUCUUUCAUUCCACCUGAUGGAGAGUUUGAACUCAUGUCAUAUCGUCUUAAUACCCAUGUGAAACCACUGAUCUGGAUUGAGUCUGUGAUUGAAAAACAUUCCCACAGCCGCAUCGAGUACAUGAUCAAGGCAAAAAGUCAGUUUAAGCGUAGAUCGACUGCCAACAAUGUGGAGAUUCACAUUCCAGUUCCAAACGAUGCAGACUCGCCAAAGUUUAAAACCACUGUUGGAAGUGUCAAAUGGGUUCCAGAGAACAGUGAAAUUGUCUGGUCCAUUAAAUCUUUUCCAGGUGGAAAAGAAUACCUGAUGAGAGCUCACUUUGGACUUCCAAGUGUUGAAGCUGAAGAUAAGGAAGGAAAACCUCCCAUUAGUGUAAAGUUUGAGAUUCCAUAUUUCACCACUUCAGGAAUCCAGGUUCGCUACUUAAAGAUAAUUGAGAAGAGUGGCUAUCAGGCUCUCCCGUGGGUUCGUUAUAUCACCCAGAAUGGAGACUACCAGCUUCGAACACAGUAGAACACCUCACAAGCACCACAGAUGACAAAACUUCAGACCUAGGAUUUGUUUGCAGAAGCUUCUGUGGUACUGAGAGCUGUGAAUCUUGUUGCCAAGGGUCUUGUUUCUGCAAUCUUGGAUUGACAGGAGAAAGAUUGGAAAUUUACUGUUUUCAAUAAUGUGUUUGAGCAUUUGAACCAUUAGUAUUGAUUGUGUGAAUAUUUAUUUCAUUCUUAGAACAUGCUGAUCUUGCUGCUAAAUGCUAAUUACAUUAGGAGUAGCAGUUACCUUGAGGAGCCAGGAAUACAGAAUGAACCUUGAGAAUGUCUUGUCAAUGCCUUGUCUGUUACAUUCGCAAGUUUCUAAUAUUCGUAUUUUAGGAUCUCUAAAGACAUUGGCAGCGUUAUGCUACAAAUUAGGGAGACGAUUGUGCAAUUAAAUGACUGCUGAACACUUAGUUGUAUUUA